CGGAAGGGGCGGUCCAGAAUGCUCCGUAUGGACAAGCUGGAAUCGCUGCAAUUCCGUGGAUGUUUAUUGCGAUGCUGGGUGCACAAGGGCUCCGUCGGUCUGCCGAGGUUUCCAUUUUGAACGCCAACUACCUGAAGGAGAAGCUCGCGGCGCACUACCAGAUUGCGAAGAGCAACAAAAAUGACCGCUGCUCGCACGAGUUUAUCCUGGACGUGGGGGACUUGAAAAAGAAGACGGGCAUAACGGAGGAAGACAUUGCGAAGCGCCUGCAAGAUUACGGUUACCACGCGCCGACCAUGAGCUGGCCGAAGCCGCACUCCCUGAUGAUCGAGCCCACGGAAAGCGAGGACCAGAGGGAGCUGGAUCGGUUUCUGGAAGCGCUGAUCCAGAUCCGAGAGGAGAUUCGCAAAGUCGAGUCCGGUGAUUGGAGCAUUGAGGACAACCCCUUGAAGAACGCGCCGCACCCGCAGAGCCGAGUUUGCGCCUCCGAAUGGCACCACGGCUACACGCGAGAAACAGCGGCUUUCCCACUUCCCUACAUCGCAGAGAGGGGAAAAAUUUGGCCGGCCUGUGGCCGGGUCUCAAACUCCUAUGGAGAUAAGAAUAUCAAGGUUACGCAUACACAAUGA
Molecule: messenger RNA, 629 nt
Organism: Amoebophrya sp. A25
Lineage: Eukaryota; Dinophyceae; Syndiniales; Amoebophryaceae
Source: the annotation of a GenBank genome assembly